Molecule: messenger RNA, 2739 nt
Organism: Fusarium fujikuroi IMI 58289
Lineage: Eukaryota; Fungi; Ascomycota; Sordariomycetes; Hypocreales; Nectriaceae
Exons: 1
Coding region: 1-2739 (912 amino acids)
Source: RefSeq, a predicted model, not a curated record
AUGCGUUCUGCUUUCGCUUUGACGGGCCUGACCAUCUUGUGCAACUUUGGUGUUGCCCUGGCAGGCCCAUGCAAGCCUCAUGCCACAGUAACGACAUCUGCCCCGACUACUUCGGAGACAAAUGGACCCGUCGUUGUCAAGAACGUGAUUGGCAACGGAAACUUCGCCGUCAGGGACUCCACCAACCCAAGUAACAUUCCCAACUACACCGUCGAAGGCCAGUGCCAAAUUGUUGAGAAUAAGGGUUAUACCGGCGACGGCAGCAAAGAGAAGGGUUGCGUCGAGCUACAAGCUGCCAACAAUCCUCCUGGACGCAAGCGAGCUCUUGGAAACAUCGUCAGCAUUUCGCAACAGCUUGACUCCCUCGACAUCAAGAAGAAGUACACCGUCCGCUUCUUUUACGCUGUGGUUACUGCCAGCCAGAUCAAUGUCUGCACCUUGAGCGCUUCCAUCGCCGGCCAUCAAUUCUAUACAUCAACAAUCCUCAGUAUUGGAACAGCUAUCGACUGGAAUACUGUUCUUGAGCAGACCGAUGUUCCCGAAACACAGGGUGCUUUUUCGGUGUCGGUCAACUGCCCCAUUGGUGGAAUUGCGGCUAUCUACGUCGAUUCGAUCUUUAUGUCUAACCAGGUCACUCCUGAGACGAUCAAUGAUGUAUCGAUUGACUUUGGUGAUGGGACUGAAGUUGCUACUACUACGACAUCUAACGGGUCAAGCAGUGAGAGCACAAGAAGCCCAUCGACACAAAUCGAGUCUGGAACUGAUACCCUCACUUCGGAAACUGCACGCCCUACAACUGAUCUUUCACCGGGGACCGAUACCAACACUAUCCAUCCAUCAACCAAGUCUUUUGUCACUAGUGAGACCACCAACAGUCAGAACAAGCCUUCGACCGCAACUGAGUUCCCUGUCCCGACUUUGGACCCCUCUACAGCAUCAGAGAAACAGUUCACGACUGUCACCUUAGACCCGCCCACGAGCGCCCUGCAACCCUCAACCGCGACUGACAUCUCCCCCUCGACCGCAAGCUCUCUACCAACUGGUUCGCGUGUCUGCCCUGUCGGAGCCCCUCCACCAGGAUACUGCACUCCUGUGCAGCCAGAAGUAACCCAGACGGUGUCCUUGCCAGGAAUCCCUCAGGUGUCUGAGAAUGAUCGUCCUACCGCCCCCAGGGCCUGCUGGGCUUUCGGAAAGGCAAAGCAAGGGACAUGGGGUCGUACAAAGUCCAGCAACCCUCGACAAAACUCCAUCGCUGACUGUGCCUUGCUUUGCAAGCAGGAAGGAUCUGCUUGUAAGGCCUUUGCGCUGUACAACUUGGGCUCGGAGACUAGCUGCUGGAUGCUUGGCAGCACACUGGGCGUCGUUGGUAUUGAUCUGAAUGCGCAGAAUUCUCUGAUGUGGAAUGAUUUCGAUUGCUUCGAGUGUCAUGAUUGUGACAUCAAGAACCCGGCGGACAUUGAGAUUUCGACCGUCGCACCUUCAACCACCUCUCUUCCAGCAAUCGUAACUACAUCGGCUUCUCCCUCCGUGCCUACUCUCUGUCCCAACUGCCAUCUCAAGAGCUCGCCAUCCUCAGACCUUGUCUGUGAGAAGAUUGGCAACCUUGGUGCUGUUGACCUCGAGCCAUAUGCCAACAACGAUUUCGAUCAGGCCACUAUGCAGACGAACUCGGAGCAGUGUGCGACUAUCUGUUACCAGCUAGAUGGCUGUGCUGCCUCAGCUCACGAUGCCGCUCGGGGACGGUGCAUUUUCACCAAUGUUGCCAUGACGAGCAGCGCCUUCCAGGAAGCGCAGAACCUGAACGCCCAUGAUUACAUUCUGCCAUGGAGUUCCCAAGGCUGCUGGUCCUGCUCUAACGAUUGCUCGGUCCAGCAUGAUACCACCAGUCAGGCUCCUAGCUCUACUGAACAUACUGUUGAAGAAACGACAAUGACACCAACACGUACUGAACCUCUUACAACCUUCAGCUCUUCUUACAUCCCAACAAUCACCGAGUCCUCCAUGCCUCAAUGCACCCUUGCUUUAUCCGAUGGAUGCACCUUCGACCAGAACAACUAUAACUAUCAAGACUGCAGUAAAUCAGGAACCAUUAGGAACACUUUUACACUCGAAGACAACGAAUACCCUUGGCAACAGGGCAUCAACACUUACCAGAACUGUGUAGCCCUUUGCAACCAAAUGCCCCACCGCUGCAAGUCUUCUGCAUGGGAUCAAAACCAACAAGCCUGUGUCUUCUCCUCCAACUCCAUAUUCACCUCGGCCUUCACACCUGGCAACGGAGGCGACCAGGAUAUGGAAUGGAGUGACCAAAGCUGCUGGAAAUGCUUCUGCCACGACCAAGAUCGCGAUGCAUACUCUGCGUCGCUGAGGACUGCUCUACCUACGGCGACUUGCGCCCCGAGCAUAACGAGCGAGGACGCCGUUUGUUCGCUCAAGCAGGUCGACGCCGGUGAUUUGGUCUGCCAACAUCAUGGAUACUUCCCAUGGCAGUGGGAUGAGGCACCUUCUAAGUUCCCUAACCAGGAUUCAGAGGAGCGUUGUGCGGCUCUUUGUAACUCUAACCCUGACUGUCAAGCGUCGGGCUGGUCUGAGGAGUAUGGCAAAUGCGCAAUUGGAGUUUGGCAGCUUAAGGGAAUUACAUGGCAACAGUUUGGUGAUACGAAGUUGAGCUGGAGUGAUAAGGGCUGUUGGGACUGCUCUGAUUGUAUUAAAAGUCAGAAAUGGCGGAUUUAUAACUAA